Molecule: messenger RNA, 5849 nt
Organism: Nothobranchius furzeri (turquoise killifish)
Lineage: Eukaryota; Metazoa; Chordata; Actinopteri; Cyprinodontiformes; Nothobranchiidae
Source: RefSeq, a predicted model, not a curated record
AUAGGCGCAUCGUCCCUCCUGAAAACGGCGCGCCCGUUCCUCGGGGGGCAAAUGACCCAGUUGCAUGGGUUCCUCCAUGGGUUGGUUCUCCUGACGGCGGGGGAAAGUUCGGGAUUGUACGGGAACCGCCCUCACUCCUGGUCUGGUGAGGAGGCAGCGGUCCAGCUGGAGAGCCAGGUCCACCGCCUGGUCCAGGGUGGUUGGAGCCUCGUGACCAAUCAUGCCCUCACGGAUGCGGGGUGACAAUCCCUCCAAGUACACAGCCUUCACCGCGGCAUCACCCCAGGUUAGACGGGCAGCGGUGGUCCGGAAGCGUGAGGUGAAUUCGGCCACGGUCUGAGAGCCUUGUCGAAGCUGGAGCAGGCGUGUCUCAUCUGCGACCUCGCUGCUGGGAUGAACGAAUGCCUUCUUCAGUUCUUUCACGAAGGCUUCAUAGUCGUUGCAGACUGGGGACUUCUGAUGGUACAGAGCAGCCGCCCAUUCACCGGCUCGCCCAGUCAGCAGGGAGGUUAACAGAGCCACGCGAGAGCAGGAAGUCGGGUAGCGUGCCGGCUGACACUCAAAAGUCAUUGACAGAACGGCCAACAUGCUCUCCGGGGAUCCUUUAAUCCCAUCCCAUUUCUCUGGGAGACUUAGAUACGGCUCCACCACGUUAGGAGUGGCAGAUGACUGUCGUUGGAGGGCUGAGGAGAGUUGGACUACCAGUUCGGUGACGGAAUCGAGUUUGGAUGCGAGGCGAUCAGUAACAGCACGCAGCUGAUUGUUCUCCACACGGAGUUGGGCGUUGUCCGCCUCCUGGCGUUCUACUCGGCUGAGCAGCUGCGCUACCUCAGCUCGCAGCUGUGCGAUCUCCGCUGGGUCUACUCGGGACUCAGUCAUCCUGUCAGGUUCGGUGGGCUGAGCUGGAGUGGUUAUGAGACCCAGGCGCGGAGAGAAUGGUGGAUGGAGACUGAUAUGUGGCAGCGUGGGAAGUUCUCUUCCCGUAUGGUUUGUAGAGUUAGUGUCUUAGGUCUUAGAAUGGCUUGGCGUCUAUCGUUAGAUGAUGACUGAGUGCCGGCUCCGCUGUGACAGGUCCUUAAAUAGGCUCAGCGGGAUGACGUCACCGGGAAGCGUCGGUGACAGGCAUGCUGGGAACUGGAGUGCAGCGCCAGCCCGGCCCGCAGAGGAGGUUAAGAGGAGGAGUUCAUGACACAGAUGCACCGUUAAAGAGGUUCCUCCUUCCACUCCAGCAGAUGCAAUACGUGUAUUGGAAAGAGACUUUAAAGAUGCUGAAAGAAAUGAAAAGACUGUGUCACAAGAGGAUCUAUUAUUCCUCCAAAAACUUGAGGAAGGCAUAGUACAAACGAAAAAGGGAAAUUAUGAAAUGCCAUUGCCGUUCAGGAAAAGACCUCAAAUGCCAACUAACAAAAAACUUGCUGAAAGCAGACUAAGUCAACUGAAACGCAAACUCAUGAAGGAUCAAAAAUACAAGGAGGAUUACAUGAAAUUCAUGAAUGAAAUGAUCAAAAGAGGUGAUGCAGAAUAAACUGACGAUAUUGGACCACCUGGUGAGACAUGGUAUAUACCUCACCACGGUGUUUAUCAUCCAAAGAAACCUGACAGGUUGCGCAUAGUUUUUGACUGUUCAGCUAAGCACAAUGGUACCUGCCUUAAUGAUCAUUUACUAAAUGGCCCUGACAUGAUCAACAGUUUAACUGGUGUUUUGGUGCGCUUCAGACAGCAUAAAGUCGCUCUAAUGUGCGACAUUGAAAAAAUGUUCCACCAGUUUCAGGUUAAGGAAGAUGAUCGCAACUAUUUGCGCUUCUUAUGGUGGAAGGAUGGUGACUUUAACAGCCAGCCACAAGCAUACAGGAUGACAGUCCACCUUUUUGGCGCUGCUUCAUCCCCAGGGUGUGCGAACUAUGGACUCAAACAUCUGGCUAAGGAAAACAGAUCUGCAUAUCCUGUAGGCUCACAGUUCAUAACCAGGGACUUCUAUGUAGAUGACAGAGUCACCAGCGUACAAAAAACUGAGGAUGCUAUUCAACUAGUAAAGGAAGCACGUAAUCUAUGUGCAAAGGGUGGAUUAAGGCUGCAUAAGUUUGUAUCCAACAACACUGAUGUUUUAAACAGCAUCCCAACAUCAGAGCUGGCAACAGAUACAAAAACAAAGGACUUGACAUUCAAAGAGGCACAAACAGAAAGAGCCCUUGGCAUUUAUUGGAAUGUAGAGAAAGACUGCUUUACGUUCAACAUCAUGCUGAAGGACCAACCCCCAACCAGGCGGGGCAUCCUAUCAGCAGUUGCAGCAAUAUAUGAUCCCCUCGGAUUUUUAGCUCCUUAUGUGCUCAACGGCAAGGGAAUUCUCCAAGAAAUGUGCCGUCAAGGAACAGACUGGGAUGACCCAAUACCAGAUCACCUCAGGCCACGGUGGGAGUGCUGGAAAGGAGACCUGCAAAGUUUAAAGAACGUCCAGAUAAACAGAUGUUAUGCUCCUGCAGAAUUUGGAGAAGUGAUCAAAAGAGAAUUACAUCACUUUUCAGAUGCAAGCACCACAGGAUACGGCCAAUGUACCUAUCUUAGACUCACAAACAAAAACAAAGAAGUUCAUUGUGCCUUUGUCAUGGGCAAAGCACGUGUCUCACCCACAAAGGUCACCAUUAUACCCAGGUUGGAACUCACCGCAGCCACAGUAUCAGUCACAGUGAGCAAAAUGCUAAAGGAGGAGCUGCUCUACGAUGAUGUAGAAGAGUUCUUUUGGACAGAUUCAAAGGUCACUUUAGGGUACAUAAAUAAUGAGGCAAGGCGCUUCCACACGUUUGUUGCGAAUAGAGUGCCGAAAAUACGGAGCCACACCUCACCGCAACAAUGGUUUCAUGUACCUACUGAUGAAAAUCCCGCCGACAUGGCUUCCAGGGGCACUUCUGUAAAGGAACUGCUUUCAUCCAACUGGCUCACCGGCCCUCAGUUUCUGUGGAAAGGAGAAAUACAGCUUCCAACAAGAAAGACUAUCGAGCUCCCAGUAGGAGACCCAGACGUGAGAAAGGUGCAGACCCUAAACACUCAAGCUGUAAAACAUGCAAGUCUCAGUGACCACCUCACAAAGUUCUCCUCCUGGUCCCGUGCAGUUAGUGCUGUUGCACGUCUCAGACGAUAUCUGCUCAAAGACAAAUCAAAGACACUCACCACUGUAGCUGAAAGGAAAAUAGCUGAAACUGUGAUCAUCAAAGAUUUGCAAGGACAAGUGUAUCACAAUGAAAACUUCAAGUGCUCUGCCUCCACUCGGAACAUUCAUAAAAGAGGACUUGUAUGCACGAAAGCGAUGGCGCCAAGUUCAGUACCUUCUUGAGCAGUUCUGGAACAGAUGGAGAAAAGAGUACCUUCAGAACCUUAUAGUGAGACAAAAAUGGCACACACCAAAAAGAAACAUGCAAAUUGGAGACAUAGUGAUGGACAAAGAUGACAUGCUACCACGCUCUCAAUGGAAACUUGGUCGAAUCGUGGACACUGUGCAGGACACUGAUGGACUUGUCAGAAAGGUCAAAAUAGCCUCUGCAGACAAAAAUCUAAACAAUAAGGGCCAACGUGUCAGCAAAAUGUCUGUGGUAGAACGCCCCGUUCAUAAGUUGGUCUUGUUGUUAGAAGACUGUAAUGUUUGAAUCUACAAUGCUUUAAAGUGUUGGAAAAUGUUUUAUUUUAUUUUUUUUUGUUUUUGAAUUUUAUACAAAGUAUCUGUUAAGCUACUGUUAUUGUUAUGGAAAAAUUAUUUGUGUUUAUAUGUUCAAUAGUAAAUAAUUUGGUGGGAGUGUAAAGGUGAAUGUAAAGGUGAACUAUUUCUUUAUGUUUAACAACGGCAAAGGUAUACGGGCUUUUAUUUUGAUAGCGUCAUAGCAACCGUAGCCAAGUAGGGAGGCGCAACGGGCGCAACACAGAAGAAGCAAACGGAAAUCUAUUAGAAGUAAAGACAGAGCAAAGGAUAGGCUAUUAACGGUUCACGGAGAAGAAGACAAAGAAAGUUUGAAGAAUACUUCUGUCUAGCUUCAGUUGAUAAGGGGAACAAGCUCUUACGUUGGUUGGUUGAUGAUACGGACGGCUCAAUAAAUCAUCAUUCACCAUCAGUUCCGGCCUUCUCGAUAUUGACUGAAUGCUACAAAAUGUUUUGUUGUAUUAUAUUGCUAAUUUCAUGUAAAUGGAAAGCCAAGGUAGCAGAUUUCUGUUGUUUAAUGUUAAAAUGGUUGAUUUCAGCAUUGAAUUUGUGCUUACUCGACACACAGGCGGUAGUUCAUAGGCCGUUGAUGUGUUUUCAGGGCGCCAUGUUGGCACCACCUCGUUGAGGACUAAAUGAGCUAAAAAAACAGACUUUUACUGUUACCUAAGGGCUAUCUGUGUGUUAUUUUUAAAUGUUUAUGCACCUUAUUCUAUCGUUAUGGUAGGCCAUUAAGGUUUGGACCGGGAAAUGCUGAGCUAGAACCGGAGUUGGAUUUCCUAAGCGUGAAACAAGAUGGCGAGCCGCCCUCGGACCCCUUGAACUGUGCCUUGCAGAAGGAGAAAAACUCCCCCUGCUGGACGUUGCGUUCUUUCACUGGAAUCUGGUAGGAUUUAUCCAUACACCUCUGCAGAAGAACGCUGGACUCACAAAGCACGGGAUAAACAUUCAGAAUAAUUCUGGGAUUUAUGGUUAAAGGAGAAAUACAUUUUUUGUUUUGUUUUUUUUGUUUAAAGGGUUUGUUCAGCCUUUUGCUGAAUUGUUUUAAGUUUUUACAUUUAUGCUGUUUAUUUUUUUUAUUUUGGUCAACCACACAUUUUAAUGCUGUCAUGGUAUUAAUGAAAAUGUAAAUUUUGUGGGUGAAACCAAAUAGGAAAUAAUUGAAAUUUAAAGGUGAACUAAACCAAAAUUAAAUUAAAUUUUGGAAUUAAAGAACUAAACUAGAUUUAAAAUAACACAGUGUUAACUUAAAUAGAUCAAAGAACAAACUUGAACUUAGAACUUGAAAUUAAUAAAAACAAUAACCUAGGUUGAAAAUAGCAUCCAGGGGUGGACAUUAACUUCAAAACCAACCGGCCAGCCGGGCCGGUAACUCUGAAUAUUUACCGGCCCCGCCAAGAAUCUACCGGCCCCGCUGGUCAGCUGCCAAAACGAGUCAAAAUAACAACUGAACCGUUUUAAAUGUAAUAAACCUUUAUUUUGUACACAUUCACAAACACAAUAACGUAUUCAAGUUUGAAUUUGUUUGUUCCCUCAACAAAACACGAUUUUGUCGUUGCAUACUUCCGGCAUACAACGCAGUACAUCACCAACUCCGCUUUGCUGUACUCGAGCCAUUGACUGUGUUCGAGAUGAGCCAGUUCUGUGCAGAUUAGAUCACCGGUGAUCGGCGAGCAGUGCAUGCCAGUUAGAUUUGUGUCCGAAUUGACGCCGACUUGCUCUGACGUCAUGCAUACGUAGGCAACGAUAACCUCGUGAGAUCAAGGCGGCCGCAGAUUUUGAAGCAAGGCGCUGCAGUUGCUCUCCCUUGGCUGCAAAACCUAGAGGAUGACGGGAAACACCUGGCUCUCACCUGAUCUAAGAUCUGAUUGGUUCAUAUUUUGAUCCAAACAUCCGGUGGUAGAACAUGAAAUGUUAGUUGGUCACAUGUAUUCUGUAAAUCAUGUUACGUUGAUGAUGACAAUAUAGGCCAUAAAGAGAAAUGUGUUUUGUGUUCUUUUGUCACGUUUCCUAUGAGCACACUGAAGCUACAGCUGAUAACCUUUCCUUAUUAUUACAGUCAUGUCUCCAUAUAGAAUAUAUGAUAUCCACAAGCACGUGAGGAUGUGUUUCAGCUGCUAACAGGCACCAGAAUUAAAAUUAAAAAUUGAACAAGUGUGAACGC